Molecule: messenger RNA, 2118 nt
Organism: Camelina sativa (false flax)
Lineage: Eukaryota; Viridiplantae; Streptophyta; Magnoliopsida; Brassicales; Brassicaceae
Source: RefSeq, a predicted model, not a curated record
AUGGUAGAUGCAGCGACGAAGAUGAAAUUUAGUUACAUUCCAGUUUCAGUGAAGCCUAAGAAACCAAUAUAUAUCUUCGAUGAUGAUGAUCUUUCGUGUUAUCUAGAAUGGAAUCAAACUGAAUUCAAUGUAAUGCAUGUGGAGUUGGAAAAAGAUGACGAACAAAAUCAUGGUUGUGAGCAAAAUCGAGUUGGUGAAACUGGUGAAGUUGGUGAAAUUGGUAACGUUGGUGAAGUUGGUGCAAGUAAUGCGGAGGAGUUGAUUUCAUGUGCAAGGACUCGUAUUGGUGAUGGUAUCAUGACUCUUUAUGCAGGUGAAACGUUUGAACAUAAUGAGCUGGUUCGAAACGAUGACAAUGUCGCAAGUGAAGAACAAGAAGACGUCAUUGUUAACGAUGAUAUGCUGCAAGUUACAAAGGUACAUUUGGAAUGGGAAGAUGGUGUGAAUCUGACAAUAGGUCAAGAAUUUGGAAGUAAGAAAGCAGUACAAGAUUUAGUUGAAAAAUGUGCACAUAAGAACUGUUUUGAGUUUGUUAUUGUGAAGUCGGAUCCGAAGUUGUACGUGGUAAAAUGCAGUGAAUCAAAAAAGGGUUGCAAGUGGUCUUUACGAGUUGCGAAGCUUCAGAAUUCAGAUUGUUUCUCGGUUAGAACUUACAACAAAAUUCAUACGUGUUAUCGUUCAACAACAAGUACAAGCAGAAACAAAAGGAAAGGCUCACAACGAUUAGUAGCAUCUGUUUUGCGUGAGGAAUAUCCAUGUAAGCUUAAGACUCCAGUUCCUAAAGAUCUCAUCCCUUUGAUUCAAACAAGAGUUGGUGUUAAAGUGUCAUACUCCACUGCAUGGAGAGGAAAAAAGCAAGCUGCUAGUGAGGUUCGUGGUAGUCUUGAGGAAAGUUACAAGAUGUUGUAUUCUUAUAUGCACAUGUUAGAGGUAGUGAAUCCAGAAACUGUCUCAUGUGUGGAAUUAGACGAAAAGAAUAAUUUUAAGUACUUAUUCUUCGCGCUGGGAGCUUGCGUUGAAGGCUUCAAGGCUAUGAGACAAGUGAUCAUUGUGGAUGGAACCCACCUUAAGACUGCACAAGGUGGAGUGCUUAUUGUUGCUACAGCUCAAGAUCCUAAUCAUCAUCAUUAUCCUAUUGCUUUUGGUGUAGUCGAUGGUGAAAAUUACUUAAGUUGGAGUUGGUUUUUCAAUAAGUUGAAAUCAAGAGUACCAGACGCCCCUGAACUUGUGUUUGUUUCUGAUAGAAAUCAAAGCCUUAUCAAGUCAGUAGCUGAGGUGUAUCCAUUGUCUCAACAUGGUUAUUGUAUAUAUCAUUUGGAUCAAAAUGUGAAAGCAGCAUGCAGUAACGUCAACAAAGACACCGUUGGAAGAAAAUUCAUAGAAUGUGCUAGGUCUUAUACAGAAGGUACGUUCAAAACACUUUAUCAUGAUUUUAGGAUAAGGUAUCCUGCUGCAGCGGUAUAUCUAGAUUCACAUGUUGAAGAAAAAAAAUGGGCUAGAUGUUAUUUCCCAGGAGCAAGAUACAAUAUAGACACCAGCAAUUGUGUUGAAUCUAUUAAUGGUGUUUUCAAAGACGCAAGGCAAUACUCGCUCUUACCAAUGAUCGAUGCUAUUGUUGGGAAAUUGGCUGAAUGGUUUAACGAACAUAGGAAGACUUCUGCAUCAGUACCUCCAUCGCAGAUAAUGGUGCCUCUUCUUGAGAAAAUAUUGCACCAGAGAUGUGAAGAAGCGAAGUUGUUACCGAUGUAUGAACUAAAUAGCUUCUUAUUGGAAUAUAAUGUCAUUAGAGUUGAUGGUAGCGGUUAUUUGCUGCUGUCAGCGAAGCAUCUAAGAGUGUUGAUAAUGAGUGUGAACUACAUGAUUUAUGCUCCAAAUAUUAUCGGAUGGAAUAGUGGUCAUUUGGCGUAUUACCGGACAAUAUAUCCAGUUCCCCAUAUGUCUCAGUGGAUUGUACCGGAACACAUACAACAACUGUUUGCCUUUCCUCCACCUUAUGCCCUGAAAAAAGGAAGAACCAAAACAAAAAGGUUUAAAUCGGUUGGAGAACAUGGGAAAAGGAAGAAAAGAUCUAUGGGACGCAUGUACGAGUACUUCCAGAGUGGUGGUAGUACUGUAUAA